Messenger RNA from Helobdella robusta, 666 nucleotides. RefSeq lists its product as hypothetical. The record is from RefSeq and is a predicted model, not a curated record. The transcript has a single exon. NCBI's taxonomy places the organism in Eukaryota, Metazoa, Annelida, Clitellata, Rhynchobdellida, Glossiphoniidae. Gene Ontology annotation, biological process: G protein-coupled receptor signaling pathway. Gene Ontology annotation, cellular component: membrane. Bases 1 to 666 code for a protein of 221 amino acids. Gene Ontology annotation, molecular function: G protein-coupled receptor activity.
AUGAUCAUCGAAUACGUCAUGCCACUUAUAAUCCUUGUUUACCUCUAUUCAAAAAUCGCCUGGUCACUUCACAAGAAGGUCAAGGUUGGUAUCGCUACUACUACUACUACCGCUGCAGCCACCACUAUUACUAUUGCCGCUACUACUACUACUACUACUACUACUACUACUACUAAUAAUAAUAAUAAUAAUAAUGCUAGCAACAAUAAUAAUAAUAAUAAUGACAAUAGUUGUAAUGGUGGAAAGAACGACGGUGACGAUGAGCCCAUAGCUAUAAUAUCAUCAACAAACAUCAACAACAACAACAACAAUAACAACAACAAUAACAACAACAAUAAUAAUAACAACAUCAAUAAUAAUAAGAGUAUGAAUAACAUCAAUAAUAACAAGCCAAAAAUGGACAAAGCCAUUUUUAAAGCCAGGGAUAGUGUCCUGAGAACUUCCAUCGGGAUUUCGUUGGGGUUUAUAAUGUGCUGGACUUUAAACCAAUUCUACUUUUUAUUCUUCAACUUGAAGAUUGUUUUCUUCAACUUCGACAACGUCUUCUAUCACAUCACCGUAUUCCUUGUCUAUUUCAAUUGCUGUGUCAACCCGGUUAUAUAUCUGGUCAGGUAUGACCAAUUCCAGAAGGCUCUGAAGACACUCUUUUGCAAAAAAAAGUACUGA